GAACUGCAUGUGAGGCGUUCAACUGCCAGCGUUGCUGCUUUUAUAGCAAACUCGCUGCAACCUGCUGACUAAGCACUAACUAAUUUGGCCGAUGAUGAAGACGAUUUUGGCGGUGAUGAGGACGAUUGAGGAUGAUGCUGACGACCUGCGAGAAGAGAGAGACAGCCGGUAGAAGAGUGUAUACAAAUGCAGGCAGGGAGGCAGUAGUUCUCCGUAUCUGCGUCUGCUUUGCCCGGACAGGCCGCUCUAAGGAGCCUGCCGAAACGCUGCGGCCAAGCCUGACUAGUUAUUUUCACUCAGUUAGGCAGUUGACAAAGCCAACCUCGACUUGGUGAUAGCUUCACGCAGAUAUCUAACCAGGAAGAGAGAACCGGCUUCUGGCCUCAGCUCUAAUGUGACUUUCUGCCCUCUCGAUACUCGACCUUCUCUACCGUGCCUUUUAAAAGAAACCGACAACCUGGAGGCGACAUCAGCUCGGAUGGCGGCCAGGGACCGCUUCAGCGCCUACCUGGAGCCACCCGCACAGUCGACGCUGCAGCGGUAUAUCCAUAAUGCAUGCGAUCCCCAGAACUACGAACCGAACCUGGCCCUCAACCUGGAGGUGGUGGAUUUGAUCAAUACAAAGAGGGGAAACGCGCCUCGCGAAGCAGCAAUGACCAUAGUCCAGUUGAUAAACUCCCGGAAUGCGAAUGUUGCGAUGCUAGCCCUCGCUUUGCUCGAUAUAUGCGUCAAAAACUGCGGAUACCCGUUUCAUCUCCAGAUCAGCACAAAGGAGUUCUUGAACGAACUAGUUCGAAGAUUUCCCGAACGACCACCUAUUCGACCGUCGAGAGCGCAACAGAGGAUCCUCGAGUCGAUUGAAGAAUGGAGACAGACGAUAUGUCAGACCUCAAGAUACAAGGAUGACCUCGGAUUCAUCCGUGACAUGCACCGCCUUCUCCUCUACAAGGGUUAUGUGUUUCCUGAAAUCCGCCGUGAAGAUGCUGCCGUUCUGAACCCGAGUGAUAAUCUCCAAUCUGCUGAGGAAAUGGAGGAGGAAGAGAAGAUCGCUCAGUCGGCAAAACUGCAAGAGCUGAUACGGAGGGGGAACCCGGAUGAUCUUCGAGAAGCCAACAGACUGAUGAAAAUAAUGGCAGGCUAUGAUACUCGGCACCGGACGGACUAUCGAGCAAAGGCGGCUGAAGAGGUCUCCAGGGUUCAGGAGAAGGCUAAGCUUCUUGAAGAGAUGCUGGAGAAUUUUAAGCCUGGAGACAAGUUAUCAGAAGGAGACGUUUAUGAGGAACUGGCAAGCGCUCUUCAAAAUGCACACCCUAAAAUACAAAAGAUGUGCGAGGAUGAGUCUGAAGACAACGAGGCCGUAUCGAAACUAUUAGAAAUAAAUGAUAGUAUACACCGAACGGUGCAAAGAUAUAAGCUGAUUAAGGCUGGAGAUGUAACUGCGGCAUCCAACAUACCUAGGGGUACUCUGGGGACGAGUACGGGCGUUAAAAAGAAUGCUGCCAACGAACUAUCUUUGAUUGAUUUUGGAGGCGAGGAAGAACAGGUAUCGGCUGCUUCCAACGGUAGUACGGCUGUUAAGCCGCCUGCUGCUUCCGCCCUUGAGGGUGACUUACUGGGCCUUUCCUUCCAAGACGAACCCCAGGGCCAGGGAAGUGUUGCACUUUCUCUAGGACCAGCUGAAGGCGCUUCAUCGGUUUCGCUUCCAAAGUCGCCAUCAAUGCCUUCUACUUCAACGCCUACGCCUAAACCAUCUGACCCGUUUGCCGCCAUUACCUCGGGAGGGUCAAGGACAUCAUCACCGUUCAAUAAAUUACAGAGCUCGGCUUCUUCAAACGCCGCACCUUCGUCAUUACUAGAUUUAGGUCAGCUAGCAUCUGGACCACCAGCCCCAACCCUACAUGCACCAUAUUCGCCUCAACAAUCCUGCCAAUCCAAACAAGUGACGCCAGCCCAGACCUCUGACGCAGAUGAUGAAUGGACCUUCUCGUCUGCUCUUCCAGAAGAAACUUUACCCUCACAGAAUACCAUUGAAGUUCUCAACACCAACAUAGGAAUAAAAAUGCAAGUGAAACGCUUUCCUGGUGAGAACAAAAUACAUGGCCUUGUGUCAUUCUCUAACAAUACCCCUCACGCUAUUUCAGAACUACAUUUCCAAAUCGCUAUUGAAAAGUCUUAUUCCCUACAGCUCCGGCCUCAGUCCGGCAGAGAUAUUGCGCCAUAUCAGAAGAUUGGAGUUCAGCAGCAACUCCAAAUGGAUGGAGUCCAGCCAGGCAAGGGGAACACGGUCAGGCUUCGGUAUAAAGUGUCCUUCAAGGUUGGACAGGAAUUAAAUGAGAGUGAUGGGUUGGUGCCAUCGUUAGGUAUCUCGUAG
Trichophyton rubrum CBS 118892 is the source of this 2371-nucleotide messenger RNA. RefSeq lists its product as uncharacterized. Gene Ontology annotation, cellular component: trans-Golgi network. The transcript has 8 exons. Gene Ontology annotation, molecular function: ubiquitin binding; phosphatidylinositol binding. NCBI's taxonomy places the organism in Eukaryota, Fungi, Ascomycota, Eurotiomycetes, Onygenales, Arthrodermataceae. Gene Ontology annotation, biological process: Golgi to vacuole transport; Golgi to endosome transport; protein transport to vacuole involved in ubiquitin-dependent protein catabolic process via the multivesicular body sorting pathway. The coding region runs from base 479 to 2371 and encodes 630 amino acids. The record is from RefSeq and is a predicted model, not a curated record.